This is a messenger RNA of Syngnathoides biaculeatus (alligator pipefish), 1729 nucleotides long. RefSeq names its product CIMAP1 family member D (gene cimap1d). The record is from RefSeq and is a predicted model, not a curated record. Bases 239 to 847 code for a protein of 202 amino acids. Gene Ontology annotation, cellular component: cytoskeleton. The transcript is spliced from 4 exons. Lineage: Eukaryota; Metazoa; Chordata; Actinopteri; Syngnathiformes; Syngnathidae.
CACGCGCACGCCACUGAUCCAAAACAAAAAAGACUGAAGUGAGGUCGCCGAAAGGAGAUAUCCGCCAUGUUGAUACUCCCAAAACAACCGUGCCGACUUGUGCAGCGACAGUUUCGUGGCUGUGAGAAAACAUUCCACAGGACCGGGCCCGGGGCGCUACGGACUUCCUCCUACGAUUGGCUUCAUUGGCCAUGACUUCACAAAACAAACGAGUCCUGCAUAUUCCUUCCUUGGCAGGAUGAGCAACAGCAUGUUUUGUGUUGACAGCAGUCCGGGACCUCAGUACCACAUCGACGCAAAGAUGACUCGCUUAGGGAGGGACGGCACCCCUGCAUACUCCAUGCUGGGCAGAACAAAAACACAGAAGAGGUUCUUCCACACCCCCGGACCGGGCUCCUACAGCCCAGAAAAAGCCUGCGCCCUCCAGCGUCGCCCCCCGUCCUACACCAUUGGCUCCCGCACACGUUACCGCACCACGGACCCUGUGCCCGCUCCGAACAAGUACACUCUCCCUCCUCUAAUGGGCUCUCACGUCCCAAAUAAGCCGGCCGGCGCCAGCUACACAAUGUCGGCCGCUUUCAGCCGAGGCGGGGCGUCUGUGGAUAACGCCAAGACGCCGGGGCCUUGCAGAUACAACAGCACACAUCCCAGUGUUUAUCUCCGCAGGCCGCCCGCUUUUACAAUGUUGGGGCGCCACGGCGUGCCCAAGGAUGGCACCGAGAAGCCCGGUCCCGGUGCUUACAAUCCGGAAAAAGUGACUGCGCACAAAGCUCGGGCCCCAGCCUUCUCCAUGGGGAUCAGGCACUCCGAGUUUGUCACCCCGCUGGUCGUCGCCAUUUCAGAUUGAAUAUCAGCCACAAUGUAGGAAGAUCUGAAGAUCCAUCCGGCACCUGUAUCACUUUUUAAAGCACACAGCAACAUUUCAUACCCGCAUAUUGUUUUCUGCAAGGCAUCCUCCCGUACUCAAAGGACGAGUGUGCGUUUCCUUUGAUGUUAAAUAAUAGUUGUUUAUGCAAAGCCUGAAUGCACCUAUAUAUCUUUCCGGUCAAAUUUCAAUUUCAAAUUCUUUAUAAUAGGUCCACCAGAUGGUGUUAUUUUUCACCAUUCAAAAUUAGCUUUUUUUUUUUCCUUAGUGAAAUGAUAAAUUGCUGUUAAACUUGAAUAAUGGUGUGCAUGUAAAAGAAAAAAAGUUUGCAUGCGUGUGUUUCAUAUACAACUUCAUAAACCUUUUUUGGGUUAUGAAAAAUGUCCCAUUUGAAAUGUACACUUCAGGUUGAAGUGAUUUUGAACGAUUGACUGAGUUUAAAGUGUAAAACAACGCAAUCUACCAACAUCCAAUACAGGAGUUGUAUGCUAAGUAUUCCUUGACACUUUAAUAUAUGAAGUUCUUAUCAUAUUGACAUUUUUGGGGGAAUUUGAUUUAGUUCACUUUUAUUCAUCCAGCUAAUUCAGAAAAAAAAAAACAAAUAUGUAACAAAAUGUACAAUGUACAAAGACACAAAGCAAAAAAAGGAACCUACGGAAAAAUGAUGUUAUCAAAAUAAUAAUACAGAAACAAGUAACCAAAGAAAAUCUUUUUGGAUCAGAGAGCCGAAAGAGUUUUCUUUGACGGGAUCAAUAUGUUAUAAUGAAAUAAAGCAACUGCAACCCCCCAACAGUCGAUUGUUCGUCCGUUGGUGAGCAACAAAGACAAUCCAGCAACGCCAAUAAAAAGGUCAAAGGAAAAAUU